Rhagoletis zephyria (snowberry fruit fly) is the source of this 1394-nucleotide messenger RNA. RefSeq lists its product as uncharacterized. Lineage: Eukaryota; Metazoa; Arthropoda; Insecta; Diptera; Tephritidae. The record is from RefSeq and is a predicted model, not a curated record.
UGAAAACGCGCCAUUGUGUUGAAAGAUGUACUAUAUGUGUCAAGCUUACGUGGGCCUUUUCUCUCAAACAAUCUCAAACUUGGAUUUUGACGAUGAUCAACCCUCAUGCAGCAACUCCCCACAAAUACCACACAGCAAAAGUGGCGAAAUGAUAGAGGAAAUGGUCGAGUUUGUGGAAGAGGCGCCCAUUACCGGUGCAAUCACUCCAGCAGGAAGGAAGCGCAAGCGGGUAAAAGAAUCGCACGAACGAUUUGAUCGUCUGUGUGGCAGUAUUGAGGCCGUAAUUGCGAGCAAAGCCCGCUACACCGAUUCUGAUAACAGCGCCUUCCUGCAAAUGCUAGACGAGUGCCUGAAGAAAAAGCCCGAUCACGUGCGUGAACGGCUAAAAAUUGAAUUGCUAACGCAUGCAUAUAAUGCAAACUAAAACUGAUAAUUUUUUCCUAAUUUAAUUAAUUUUUUUAUGAAUUAUGUUUAAUUUUAGUAUAUCUUGACAUAUCGAUGGUCCUUACUAAUGUUAAGUGGCUCAUGACUCAAAUCCAUGUCGAAUCCAUGUACUUACUUUAGAAAUCCUUACUGCUUACCUUAGUAAGGAUUGCAAAUGGACAAGAGACAAGAGCCACUUAGCUGUAGCAACGCCUUUUUAUUUUUUGUGUCGUUAUUGCAGAGGACCAUCGAUAUGUAUGUAUAUGUACACAUAUAUACACCUUCUUAAACGUUCAUAAUGUUUUUCAUGUUAAUUUUCUUUGUCAACUUUUUAUAAAAAAUAAUUUCACACUACGACUGGAAAUUCUUAGUUUUAUACAAAGUUUGAAACUCAGCUUCUUGUCGUUUUUGUUGCGGUAUGAUCAUUAUUUUAUAAAAAGUUAACGAGAAAAAAUUAACAUGAAAAACAUUAUUAACUUUUAAGUAAACUUUUUAGUAAAGUGUAAGUUUCAAGUCGAUAGUUCAUAUUACUUCUAAGUAUAUUCCAAGUACAUACCUGUAUCUUUUCCCAGUUUGAAACGAGCAUUUAAUAUUGAUAAUCUCAAUACUAAAAGUGCAUACUAAUCACUGGGAUAAGAUACAGGUAUGCACCUGCAAUAAAUGGUUAAAUGUAAUAUGAACUUUCAGUUUUGUUGGCUUAGGCUACUUUAACGUAUUGCACACACACAAAUGCAUACAUAUAUACACAUAUAUUGUAUAAGGAAAUAUAUACAUAUACAAACAUGUAAAUAAUUAAUCCCAAUAUGUACCUCAACAUGUACCUAAUAAAUGAGAAAAUGGACUGAAUUAUACAUUUUAAAGUGUAUCUUUUUUAUUUAAAAACUUAUGCGUAGUAUAGUAGCUAUACCAGGUGUGUAAAUAACAUAUACAUUGAAAUGCAAGUAUAUUUGUACAGUGGCGCUACUUGUACA